CCUCCCUCCAUCCAUCAACAUCUGCGCCUUUCGCCAACCACCAUCUUCAUAGUCCUUGGUUGCUAGUCUCUUCUUUCUGAACGGCUCCUCUGCCUGGAUAAUGCGAGCCUCCCAAGAUUGCUGACCACAAGCAUUUUCCUCAUCUCUGGAGGACAACGACCCUCUCCCACCCCCCUUCCUACACCUUCGCCUCGCCCCUUCGCGCCGUUUCGUCAAAUGCGCAGCCAAUCUCACCGCCCUCUGUCCUCCCGACUCCUCUAGCACGUCGAUCUCUGUCCUCCGAACUGCCCCGAUUGAGAAUGGCUUUUAGCCCUUCUAAUGUCGCCUCCGCCCAGGCUGCAGGAAAUUCCGUCUCCGUUCAUGAUGGUGCUCAGUUGUUGGAGAUUCGCACCACUGAACUAGCCUUCCACACCCUCAACGGCGAAGUCAAGAUCCAACUACUUCCUACACCUUGGCCAGACGACAAUCUUCCCGCCCCAUCGUCUUCCCUACUCUCCGUUGCUUCAUCUCGAAAAUUGGUCGCUGCCGCUGGGCCCAACGCCGUCUACAUCGCUCACACUUCCAAGAUCAGGGACUUGUUCCAGGCUAUCGAAGGAGACCAAGUUCGCUCCUAUGCUCCAGAUAUCACGAUCCCUCUCCCUCGUCCUUGUCAAGUUGCCUUUUCGUCCGACGAGAGUGUCUUGGUUGCUUCCACCGAACACGACGGUUCGAUCCACGCUUUUCAGCUCGACGCUCAACACAUCCUCCAAUCCGAACCAACCCUCACAAUUUCCACCGGAGGCUCAAGACUGAGAGCUCUCGCUCCAAACCCUGCAUCCGAUUUGGCCCAGCUAUUCGCCGUGGUAACUGACCGUGGCGACUGUUGCAUUGCUGACCUCAAAGCGGGCGCCCUGGUCUUGCGUGACGGCACUCCAGAGUUGCUCAAAAAUGCCACAGUCGUCUCGUGGAGCAAUAGAGGUAAACAAUUGGUGGUGGGCCGGAAUGAUGGUACCGCAGUUCAAAUCAAACCCGAUGGCAGCCUCGUCACCACCAUUCCCAGGCCCUCUUCGCUCCCUGACAAUGUUCACAUCUCGGGAAUCUCGUGGCUGGAAAAUGAGUGCUUCUUCAUUGCCUAUACGCCAACUGCCUAUGACACUGACCAAGGGAUCCCUCCUUCCGACUACUUCAUCGUCAGUCGUGAUAAAGCCGCCCUCAACUAUACCUUCGAUAAGUUACCUGAAGUCGUCUCCCCAUUCGGGCCCGAGAGGCUCCCUUCAUCACAUCAGAUAUCUCGCCUGAGGGGCUGGCAACCCAACUUGAGGGACCUCUUGAUCGUGACUGCCACGACCUCUUCAGACGUCGGUCUCGUCACCAAAUCUUCUAAGCCUUUAUCGCCAGAAGGCAUCGUGGACCCAGCCUUCACCGUAACAGUCAUUGACGAAGAUACAGAACGCCCUCAGCUCCCUCUCUCUUCCACAUUCCAAGACACCUCCCCAAUCGGAAUGGCUCUCGAUCUCUCAAGUACUGACAAAGUCCCGGGGCCGCUGAAGGCUCAGCCCGAAAUCCUAGAGUCCGAUGGCCCUAUGCCCAAUCUCCUUAUCCUAAACCACGAGGGUGUCUUGGUCUCGUGGUGGGUAAUUUAUGCAGAUUCGGUACGAGAGAAGACUCUUUACCCGGGCAUCCUCAGUACACCAUCCACUGCCCAGCCAGAAGCAUCCCUCCCCCAGGCGCCACAACUAAUUUCAUCGACCGCGCCCAAGGUUCCUGGCCCUUCCAGUCCCUUUGGGUCGUCUGCCCUCUCUGGUGCAUCACCAACAAGUUCCACCUUCGGCGCACCUUCCGCCCAGAGUCGGCUCCCGGCACCAAGCAACAGCUUUGGAUCCUCUUCCGGCACCUCUUUUGGCCAAGCCACUCCCAUCUCAAUUGCAAACACAUCUUGGACCAAUACGGGAUUUGGCGCAAAUAGUACGGCGGGGACAACGGCGUCUGUGGCCAAUAAGCCCACCUUUGGCGCACCAGGAUUUGGCUCCACUAGUGCAUUGGGAAAGCCUUCAUUUGGAACAACAGCGUUUGACACUGCCAGCAAACCCACUUUUGGCCAGCAAUCUUCCUUCGGGUCAGGCGCCACGAAGAGCCCAUUUGCCUCCGCCGCUGCUCCCUCGUCAGGUUCUGGUUUUGGUGCAUUCUCCAAAGCUGGGGGUUUUUCUUCAUUUUCAACUGGGGAAGCAUCAAAAACAUCUCCCUUUGCGAAAGCCACCGGCUUUGGCGGAUUCGGGACAUCCUCCUCGACUAAUUCGUUUACCCCGGGAACAACUACAUCUGCCCCUUUUGGCGAAUCUUCCCAGAAAUCAUUCCCUGGUGUCGGGACAUCACCUUUCAAACUCGAGUCCUCUUUUAAGGGGGAUGGAAGUGCUAAAGAUGACCUCCCAAAACCAGAUACUGCUGGUGGCUUUGGUUUCGACGCCUCUUUAGACGACCUUUUAGGCACCUCCAAGCCCGCACACCAAAACAACAGUAAUGGUGCUACGGUUGGCGAAAAGAGUACAAUUGGCAGCGCGGCGUCGCAGUUGACUGACAAUUCCGCUCAACAAGAAUCGGCGCCGUUCGAGGCCAAGUUGCAUGGUCGCCCGACCACCACUCCACCUGCCACCAUGAGCCAGUCCAAGGCCACCCCAGCAGCGCCAGUCUCGGGUCUUUUUGGCAAUUCAAAUGCUGACACAAGGACGCCAGAAGCUCCGGCUGCGAAACAAGGGUGGUCAUUCGACGCCAUGUCCUCGACAACUCCCAAGGAAACUCCCGCAUCUUCUCUCUUUGCUCCAAGCUCUGAUGGUGCCACGCCUGCGUUGGCCCAACACAGUCACUCGUCAGACACGUUUCAUGCCAAUCGAGAGACGCCACGGAUCAAAGAAGAGCCUCCUAGUGAUGAUGAGCGAGGAAACCUUGCAAACAUUCCAGAGGCUCCUCUCCCACCUGAUCCGGUCAGUAAGCCUCGGUAUGCCUCUGGAGACACGUCGGCAUCUUCAGUCAACUCCAAGACUGUGACAGAUGAUGCUCCAUUGCCACCCGACUUUCUCGCGGGCCCCAGGUCUUUUACUAAGGGACAUUUGCAGCAGGAGCUGCCUAGUGACAACGAGGACGAGCUGAGCUCGGAUUUUGACGAUAGUGAGGAGGAAGUCACGGAAGAGUUGCAAGCAGCUGCCGAAGGCUCAGAGAAUUCGCAAGAGGACCUCCAGACGUCACCAGAGAGUUCAUUCAAAGAUGACGAUCGAAGCUUUGAUGCCAGUCCUACUGGGGGCGCCUUUACCAAAAUCACUUCCACAGGCGAGGCCAAGCCUGCAUCUCGUCCAUUGUUUGGAGAGGUAGUCACAGGUCUUGGACCAGCUCCCAAGUUCCCCGUGCCUCAUCCACAGGAGAGUCCACGAUCGCCAAGCCCGGUUCGAAAGCCAUUUGCAAGUGAGGUCCUGCGAAUGGAUCCGUCAAGAUCCGUCAGUGCACCUGCACGGCCUCGUUCAAUCAUAGACCAGAGGAAAGCCGAAUUCAAAGAGUCUCCUUUCUCUCUUCAAGCAGCCAAAUCUCGAGAUGAGGAAGUUGCCAGGGAAAGACAGCGACGUGAGGAGGUAGCCCGGCGGAGAGCUGAAGAAGAAGCCAAGCAACUCGUGCCACUACAAGACGAUGAAGAUGAGAGACUGAAACAAGAGCUUGAGAGACCAGUGUCGCCUAAGGGUGAAUUGGAUGAAUUUCUCUCGUAUCAACCUCGACCACCUGAGGAUACCGUUCGCACAGGUAUUCCGGCUCAGAUCGAGAGGCUUGCUUCGGACAUCAACAAGAUGGUCACAAACCUCGGCAUCAAUAACCGGUCGCUGACCUCAUUUCUGCGAUAUCAGCAACCAAAUGCCACCAACCAGUCAUGGCCACAGGUCCUUCGAUCAGACACUCCACAGGAUGCACUUCACGACGAAUGGCUUCUGGGUGACAUUGAGCGGUUGCAUGAAGGUUACCAUGUCCUAGCGGUUGACCUUGAGGACAGUUUGGUCCAAGGCUUUGACGGAAAACUGGAGGAAUGUCAGAUCCUGCUCGGUCGUGACCUCUACGAGCUGCGAGCAAAACUCACGGCGCUUCGCAAGACCUUGCACAGCGCAUCGGCUGGCAACAACACAAAGAGCGCACCAUUGUCAGCCGAACAGUCAUCCGUCCAGGCUGAUCUCAGAAGGGCGUCUGCAUCUGUUCAAUCGAAGCUUGUACAGAUAGAAGACAGUGUGGCGAUUCUCAAAGCACGAAUAGCAGAAUCGAAAGGACAGGAAAGCUACAAUGGCCGGUCUUCUGCAUUUAGAAGAGCACCGACACACAAAAAGCCAACGGUCGAGGCGGUGACCAAGACUGUCAGCAAGAUGAUGUCUAUGGCUGAACAAAAGAGUGCUGAUAUCGACGUAUUAGAGGGCCAGCUCAAAAAGUUAGGAUUAGGGUCUAUGGACGGAUCGACCUUAAGCCAUGAUAGCAUCUCCAAUGGAGCUCCUGCUGCAACUACCCCACAGCAAAAUCGGAAAUUGCUGAAGAGAGCGACUCCUGGAAGCACUAGCAGCGUCUACCACACUCCAGAGUCGCACUUUGGCAACAGUGCGCGGUCAAAUCGUUUCCGAACAAGUCAGAAUUCAGGCAUGGUGACAAUUUCAGGUGACGACAGAGAGAGAUGGAGAUUACAGGCCACGCGGAAGAAAGAGGCUGCGGCUGUGCUAAAGGCUGUUCUCGAGGCCAAGCGGACAAAGGCCAGAAGCACGGAAUGAAGUAAUCGAGUAUCAAGCAUUGCCUCAAUUGAUGUAAAACUACCAUGAGGGGAAUAUGGAUCAUGAAUACAAUACUUCCUUCCGU
Messenger RNA from Exophiala mesophila, 4845 nucleotides. RefSeq lists its product as uncharacterized. Gene Ontology annotation, molecular function: protein binding; structural constituent of nuclear pore. Gene Ontology annotation, biological process: RNA export from nucleus; protein import into nucleus. The record is from RefSeq and is a predicted model, not a curated record. Lineage: Eukaryota; Fungi; Ascomycota; Eurotiomycetes; Chaetothyriales; Herpotrichiellaceae. The transcript has a single exon. Bases 300 to 4760 code for a protein of 1486 amino acids. Gene Ontology annotation, cellular component: nuclear pore.